AUGGAGACUCGUAGAUCCAAGGCAGUCCGUACACUGACGAUCUUUCUACUGCUCAUCCAUGGCGCUCAGUCCUUUUACCUCCCCGGAGUCGCUCCUGAGGACUUCAUCAAGGGAGAUGAUUUGAAAGUGAAAGUGAACAAACUGACAUCUACAAAGACUCAGCUUCCAUACUCAUUUUACUCUCUCCCUUACUGUCGACCCGACAAAAUUUUGGACAGUGCCGAGAAUCUUGGGGAAGUACUUCGUGGUGACCGUAUUGAAAACUCCCCCUAUGUGUUUAAAAUGAGGGAGCCUCAGAUGUGCAAUAUUGUCUGUCGGUUUACUCCUGAUGCCAAAACUGUGAAGCAGUUUAAAGAGAAAAUAGAUGAUGAGUAUCGUGUGAACAUGAUCCUUGAUAAUCUGCCCCUAGUUGUACCCAUUCAAAGGCCAGAUCAGGGGGCUCCUACUGUUUACCAGCUUGGCUUUCAUGUUGGGCUCAAAGGCCAUUAUGCUGGGAGCAAGGAAGAAAAGUAUUUUAUCCACAACCACUUGGCAUUUACUGUCAAGUACCAUAAAGAUACGCAAACUGAAACAGCAAGAAUUGUGGGAUUUGAGGUUAAACCAUUCAGUGUUAAACACGAGUAUGAAGGUAAAUGGAAUGAUGCAAAGACUCGUUUAACCACCUGUGACCCCCAUUCGAAACACACUGUUGUCAAUUCUAACUCUCCUCAAGAAGUUGCGGAGAAGCAAGAAAUUGUAUUUACUUAUGAUGUAGAAUUCCAGGAAAGUGAUGUAAAGUGGGCUUCUAGAUGGGAUGCUUAUCUUUUGAUGAGUGACGACCAAAUCCACUGGUUCUCAAUUGUCAAUUCAUUGAUGAUUGUCCUCUUCCUUUCUGGCAUGGUAGCAAUGAUAAUGCUAAGAACCCUCUACCGUGACAUUUCCAAGUAUAAUGAACUUGAGACCCAGGAAGAAGCACAAGAAGAGACUGGAUGGAAGCUUGUCCAUGGGGAUGUUUUCAGGGCUCCAAAUAACUCCGACUUGCUCUGUGUAUAUGUUGGAACUGGCGUUCAGUUCUUUGGCAUGAUACUUGUGACAAUGAUAUUUGCUGUCCUUGGCUUCCUCUCCCCGUCUAACCGAGGUGGUCUUAUGACAGCCAUGCUCUUGCUUUGGGUCUUCAUGGGACUUUUCGCCGGUUAUGCCUCUGCUCGCUUAUACAAGAUGUUUAAAGGGACAGAAUGGAAGAAAAUUUCUUUCAGGACCGCAGUCAUGUUCCCAGCAGUUGUCUCUGCCAUUUUCAUUGUCUUAAACACUCUGAUUUGGGGCCAGAAAUCAUCCGGAGCUGUCCCAUUUGGAACAAUGUUUGCCCUGGUCUUUUUAUGGUUCGGGAUCUCAGUCCCACUUGUAUUUGUUGGAGGCUAUGUUGGGUUCAGGAAGCCAGCACUCGAGGACCCUGUGAAGACGAACAAAAUCCCAAGGCAGAUCCCAGAACAGGCCUGGUACAUGAACCCAGUUUUCUCGAUUCUAAUUGGAGGAAUCCUCCCAUUCGGAGCGGUUUUCAUUGAACUGUUCUUCAUCCUCACUUCAAUAUGGCUGAACCAGUUCUACUACAUCUUUGGCUUCCUCUUCUUGGUGUUCAUCAUCCUCAUCGUCACAUGUGCCGAGAUAACCAUCGUGCUCUGCUACUUCCAGUUGUGCAGCGAGGAUUACUUGUGGUGGUGGAGGUCGUACCUGACGUCGGGCUCGUCAGCGGUGUACCUGUUCCUCUACGCCACAUUCUACUUCUUCACAAAGCUUGAAAUCACAAAGCUGGUCUCAGGGAUGUUAUACUUCGGAUACAUGCUUAUUGCUUCUUACGCAUUCUUUGUGCUCACUGGUACCAUCGGCUUUUAUGCUUGCUUUUGGUUCACAAGGCUCAUCUACUCAUCCGUGAAAAUUGACUAA
This is a messenger RNA of Prunus armeniaca (apricot), 1920 nucleotides long. NCBI's taxonomy places the organism in Eukaryota, Viridiplantae, Streptophyta, Magnoliopsida, Rosales, Rosaceae. The record is from the annotation of a GenBank genome assembly.